AUGUCAGUGGAAACUAUCACGACCAUCUCGCCGGUCACCAACAAGCCCAUCCUCACCCGCAAUGGCCUCUCGGAUGUCGAUCUGCUCUCCAUACCAGAAACAGCUGCACGUGCUUUCGAGUCCUACCGUCGCACUUCUCUCUCAGAGCGUCAAGCAAUCGUCAAAAAGGCGUUGAAAUUGCUGGAUGAGCGCCAAGAUGCCUUGGGCAAAGAGCUCACGGAGCAGAUGGGCCGUCCUAUUAACUACACGCCAAAGGAAGUCACGACUGCCGUAGCACGCGGCGAGUACAUGCUCAAGAUCAGUAAUGAGGCUCUCAAAGAAACCGAAGGUGAAGCAGAGAAAGGCUUCAAACGCUACAUCAAGAAGGUCCCCGUAGGACCAGUAUUAAUUCUUUUCCCUUGGAAUUAUCCAUACCUGACCCUUGUCAAUUCACUAAUUCCAGCCUUGCUUGCGGGCAAUUCUGUGGUUUUGAAACCAUCCCCACAAACACCCACGAGUGCGGAGCAGAUCAAACAAAUUUUUGCAGACGCUGGACUGCCUGAAGGUGUUCUACAAAUCUUUCACAGUGGAUCAAUCACCCAAAUCGAAGCCAUAGCGCGGUCACCGCAGAUCCAACUAGUAUGCUUCACUGGAUCGGUUGCCAACGGUCUUGCUGUACAGAGCGCUGCUAGCGAUCGUGUACCGAUUCGUGUCGGGCUUGAGCUUGGAGGCAAAGAUCCCGCGUAUAUUCGAUCUGAUGUCGAUAUCAAGUGGGCAGCCGAAGAAAUCGUCGACGGGUCAGUCUUCAACUCUGGCCAGAGCUGUUGUAGUGUCGAGCGUGUCUACGUCGAUGAGAAGAUUCACGAUGAGUUCAUCGCCGCUCUUCAGGACGUGCUGAAGGGCUACAAGCUUGGCGAUCCCAUGGAGAAGGACACGCAUGUGGGCCCAGUGGUUUCCUCUCGUUCCGCCGACUCCAUCCGUGCGCAUAUCAAGGACGCUCUCGAGAAGGGUGCGAAAGACGCCACGCCAGACAAUGCGUCUUUCAAAUCUCCUCCAGCGGACGGAAAUUUUGUUGCCCCGACGCUCCUGACCAACGUUGAUCACAGCAUGGCUGUGAUGACCGAAGAAACCUUUGGCCCGGUCAUCCCAGUUAUGAAGGUCAAGAACGAUGCUGAAGCUAUCAAACUCAUGAACGAUAGCCAAUUUGGAUUGACAGCCAGCAUCUGGACCAAGGAUACCAACAAGGGUCACGAGCUCGUUGACGAAGUCGAGGCUGGCACUGUCUUCGUCAACCGUUGCGAUUACCCUGCACCAGACCUCGCUUGGGUGGGGUGGAAGGACUCUGGAAAGGGUCAGACGCUUUCCAAAUUUGGAUUCGACCAGUUCGUCAAGCUAAAGAGCUACCAUGUGAAAGACUACCCGAAAUAG
Messenger RNA from Didymosphaeria variabile, 1407 nucleotides. RefSeq lists its product as uncharacterized. Lineage: Eukaryota; Fungi; Ascomycota; Dothideomycetes; Pleosporales; Didymosphaeriaceae. Bases 1 to 1407 code for a protein of 468 amino acids. Gene Ontology annotation, molecular function: aldehyde dehydrogenase (NAD+) activity. The transcript is spliced from 3 exons. The record is from RefSeq and is a predicted model, not a curated record.